GACGGCAUUUCCCAGCGUGCAAGCAGGAGCAUUCGGCCUGCUUCCCAACUUAAAUUCCAACAAAAACAAAGAAAAGUAAUAUUAAACAGUUUAUUAAUGAAGCGAAAUAAUAUACUUGAGAAAUAGGAGCGAGAGAUAGAAUGGCUUUGUGUCCGAGAGAGCAAGUGAACCAAAUUACAAUUUUCAGCCCAUUUGGCUUGUGGAUUAACUAUUUUUAGUGUGUGGUGUUUUUGGCAAAAAUUGUAAAACAUUCAAUUGAAAAGCGUCAAACCGAAGACAAAUUAAACAUCCAUCUCACAGCCACAAAGUACACAAAAAUUGAGUCAAAACAAAUCAGCGAAAUUGAUUUUGGCACCACAGGAUGAGCCAAGGUUUUGAUAGUUCACAUGGAAGUGGAAGUGUAGGACCCAGGGUAGCUUAUCCAGCGCGUCAGUCAUCGGAGGAUGUGCCCGAGUCUACAGCCACAGCAACGACGGAAACAAUUGGAACACCAACAACAACAGCCGGAGAUGGACAACAAGGAGCGGGUUUCGGAGCUGGAGGUGAGGAUGAUACUACCGAUGACAAUUUCGAAUCGAAUUUGCGGCGUCGCAAAGGCAAAAUAAUAUCCUGUGCCAAAGAGACCAUCGAGAAUGCUUCCCGCCAUAUUCGCCGCAAAGUUCCCUACGCUGGUCAUUUGAUGACGCCGCGUCGGCUCUGGCUGAAUAAAAUCCCAACACAAUGUGACGUAGUCAUUGAAUUUCCCGAGGAUUCCCCUGACGAGGCACUGCGUUGGCUGCUGGCACGCAUUCGGUCGCAACCGCCGGCCGGGCUAGGUCUCCUGGUGCAGGUCAAGGCACAUGAGAGCACGCGUCGGAAUGCCUUCUAUGUCAGUGCCCCCGUGAAUGUCCUUUUUAAAGCCGCCGAGGAGGCCCGCCUGCCCAAGCGUCUGCGUCCGGAUCUAGGUGGCGCCCUAAGGGAGUUUACCACCCGCGAGAGCCAUUGUUUUCUGCAGUUGAGAGGUGACGUGGCCAGCACCGCGCUCUUUACCUCGCAAGAGCGUCAGUGGCUGGUGUUGCAGGUGCUGCAGGGCCUGCGUGCCGGCUGCAGUGACAUCGAUGCUCUGCAUGGACGCGCAGCAGUGGCCGAGGGCCAGAGCAUUGUGGCCGCCUGGCAGGAGUCGGGUCUCAUUACACAGGUCUUUCCGCUGCACGAUCCAAGGUCGUUGACACAACUUCAGACUCACUGGGUGAAACAAAUAUUUGCACCGCAACCUUUGGAUGACAUUGCUGCUUAUUUUGGGGUGAAGGUUGCCCUCUACUUUGCCUGGUUGGGUCAUUACACGUGCGCCUUGGGUGUGCCGGCUGUUUUUGGCACAAUUCUUUACUGCAUUCUCUGGGGCAAGGGUCAAACGGCACAGGACAUGGGCCACGUGCUCUUCUCGCUGUUCAAUGUGGCCUGGGCUUCACUGUAUCUGGAGGCCUGGAAGAGGUACUCUGUGGAGUUGGCCUUUCGCUGGGGUACUCUGUCCACGCCGCCCGAACUACUCGAGCCACCUAGGCCGCUGUACAAGGGCCCUUUGGAGGAGAACAAUGUGACAGGUCGUCUGGAGCCCAAAGAGGCGCCCGCCUGGCAACGACGAGCCUUUCGAUAUUUGGUUAGCUUUCCCAUUAUAGGAUGCUGCCUCUGUAUGGUCUUUGCUGUGAUGUUUCUCAUGUUGCGCUUUCAGGAGUGGCUGGAUCACCAUAAAAUACCCGAUAAAGGAAUUGCUCAAUGCAUGUAUAAUUUGCACAAGGACUGGUGGGACUCCAAGCUGCCGGAGGAUAGUGUCCUAUGCUGUCUGAGUGUCAUACCAAAAGUACUCCUAGCAGGAGCCAUCACCCUCAUGGAUGAGGCUUACUUUAAGCUGGCUGUGUGGCUCAAUGAUAAAGAAAACUAUCGCCUGCAAUCGAAAUAUGAAAAUCAUUUGAUAGCCAAAGUCGCGCUAUUCCAGUUUGUCAACUCCUUUCUAUCGCUCUUCUAUAUCGCCUUCUAUUUGCGCGAUGAAGAGAAGCUCAAAGAGCAACUGGCUGGCCUGCUCAUCUCGAGACAAAUUAUUGGAAAUCUACGUGAAUCGGCCCUUCCCUAUUUUGUGGAGCAAUAUAAACUGGCCAAAUUGAGUUUCAACAUGUGGGGCGCCCUGAGUCCCACGCAGAAUCUGACACGUAGUUUGGCAGAGGAAUUGGCCACAGCCGAGGCAGAGCUUAAGGCCGAGGCCUCUGGCACGCCCACAAAAACCCAUCAGCAAAGUCAAAAAGCGAGUAAAAGAAAUAUUGGCCAGGCUGAAAUUGAGAGUUCGUUGUAUAAGUACGAUGGCACCUUUUCCGAUCACCUGGAGAUGCUGGUGCAAAUGGGAUAUGUGGUGCUCUUUUCGGCUGCCUUUCCACUGGCUGGUAUGUGUGCGUUGAUCAACAACCUCAUGGAGAUACGUUCCGAUGCGUUCAAGCUGGCACAUGUGCACCAGCGACCGUUUGGACAGCGAGUGGCAAAUAUUGGCACCUGGCAAAAUGCUUUGAGUAUUCUCUCGCUGGCAGCUGUGAUUGUGAACUGUGCCCUGAUUGGACUCUCUGGUCAGGUGUCGAGGCUAUGGCCAGGACUAACCACAGCCCAGACAAUUAUAUUGAUUGUCACACUCGAACACAUCAUGUUGGGGCUGCGGCAGGCACUCACCUGGCUGCUGCCAGAGUUGCCCUCUUGGCUGGCAGCGGAAAUAGCCCGAGCCGAGCAUUGUCGACGGGAAAUGCAAUGCAAGGGCACCUCGCCACGUCCCACCCCGCCGACACCACAAUCGACGACCUCCACGCAGCCGGAACAGGAGGGCUCCGGUGGAAUGUUGCAAACGGAGAGCGGCGCCAACACCACACACGAUCAGUCUAUGGACAGCCAGGUGGCAGAGGAUAUGCUGCUCUAUGGGCACGAGUUUGCUGCCUCCGGCUAUGGGCGCAACAUCGAGGCGGAUGUGAAUAUUUAUGAGAAUCGUGAUUCAUCGCCCGAUUCCCCACCCUCUCAGACCAGCACCAUACUUAUUAGACCGCUGCACGAGUCAACACCACCGCAUGGAGGCGCCUCCCUUUCCAGUCUGCAUUAUGAUGGCAAUGGAGGAGCUUGUGUUAGAAAAUCUCUGUACUUUAUACCGGAAAUACCACCAUUUAUUGGAUAUUCUGUGCGAAAUCUAAGCCUUAUGACCAAACAACAGCAACAAAUCGGAGCAUCCGCCAGCACGCUAGCCCUAAACUCAGCCGCAUAUGCUGCCCGGAUGCAACCGAUACAUUUGCCGGAAAUACCGCCGUUCCGUAAGAAAUCAAGCGACUCUGCCGAUCACACUGGCAGCAGCAACAGCAGCAGUCCCCAGCGUGCUACGAUGCGGCAACUAUCAGCGCAAUAUCAGCCGCAACAGCAACUGCAGCAGCAACAUCAACAGAGGAUCUCGGAGAUACCGCCCUUCAAGACACGAAAAAUAUCGGCAGAGAGUGCAACACAUUUGACAAUGAGUGACAAGCUACACAUAAAACUCCAUGCACCCGAAUGGAUGUCACGUUUAAAAGUCAACGACAAUGCGAAUCUGCAUAGAAGCAUAGAUUGUAUUGCCAAGGAACUCGGAAACAGUGACGAUACCUCGGAUAUUUUAAAGCCUGCCCCAUCGUGGAGCAACGUGGCCCUGAAAACGGGUACUCCGGGAAGCUUGUUGGCCACCCCACCAGCCUCGCAGCAACAACAGCAUAUAGUGGCAUCAUCCUCCUCAUCGUCGGGCGGCGGUGGGAGCGUUUUCAGUCCCAGUGGGCUAGGACCUAACGGAGCCUCCGGUAGUAUCAGUAAUUCCCAAUCAAGGCCCAGUGUGGGUGCCCUAUCAAAUUCGUCAUCCAGUUCAUCGCAUAAGCAGCAAAAGAAACUGGAGAAGGAGGAGAAGGAGAGAGAAAAGAAGGAGGAGAAAGAGCGAGGAAGGGAACGGAAGGAGGAGAAGGAAAAGGAAAGGAAAGAGGAGAAAGAAAAGGAGAAGCAAAGGGAGAAAGAACGGGAAAAGGAGAAGGAACGAGAAAAGGAGAAGGAAAAGGAAGAGUCUGCCGCUGCCUCCACAUCAGCGGGCGCUUUAGAUGACGAAGCGAAGGCGGCUGAACUAGCGGCCAAGAAAUCGCGCCUCAAGCAAAAACUGGUGAAAAGUGCGAGAUCCGUGGCAAUAUUCUCGCUAAAACUAAAAGAACGAAGACAGCGGGAGGCUGAAAAGGCAGCCACCAUAGCUGUAGAGCAUGCCAAGGCUCUGGCUAAGCUGCCAAUUCACCAGGCAGUGGGAGGGGAACUGUCUCUUAUACCCAUCGAACAACUGAUUCAAAUUGAGGAUCUCCAACCUGCGAUCAAGCCUUUAACAGCAAACGUAUCCACAACGACAGCACCGACAUCCACAUCGAGCCAGGCAGGCACAUCGAUGCAGCAUCACCAUCAAUACCAACAGCAGCAGUAUCAUCAUCCACAUCCGCACACAGAUGACUAGACUUCUCAAGAGUUGAAAUUCAUUAGCAGCAGCAGCACAAACACAAACACACUCUGUAAAUAGUUUUUCUAUGCACCCUUUACCCCCUCUACCCAUCUAAUUAGCAGAGUUCUAGUCAAAGUUACCGUGAGCAAAUUGGCUGAAUGUGUGUCUUAUCCACAGUUGGCAGGAAUUAAUUAGCUAAACCUAUUAGUAGAAAGCAAAAGAAACCCAACUUAAUCUACCAACAAAAGCGGGCAGAUCCAUUUCGAUAUCUGAAAUAGUAUUUUGCACUCAACUUUAAUAGAAAUCGCAAAUAUUGUACUCUCCAAAAAAAAUCGAGAAGGGACGAGUGAGAGAGAGAGAGCAUUUUACGCGUCACAACUUUUAUACCCGGUACUCAGUACUACCACUGUACCUUAGCGGUUUUUUCCAAUUUACAAUUUUUUCUUCAUCUGGCAUAUACAUCUACAUAGCCUCUCACGACAACACGCUCUGUUAUCUCGCCCACCUGCCUUAACGAAGCAGAGUGUGGAGUAUGGACCGGGUGGGUUUAGCCACUGCAAAGGAAUUUGUUCAUUCUGGCUAUAAUAAUGAUCCAAUCUGAUCCCAAAUUGGUUAUGAUAGAUAUGGUCAUUCCCUACGAAAGCGUGUUUUUAGAUUCCGCUUAUCUUUAAAAUUGUGGAUACAGCAGAUUUUCGACCUUUGUGUGGGCGAAAGGGGGCGGGGCCAAUUCUUGAGAUACAUUUGUAUCAGUGUGAUAUCACAGAAGUCUAGAGGUAAAAUUCGGUGGCUCAACCUUUUAGAGUCUCUGAGAUCCAGGCGCUCAAAACGACGGAAGGACAGACGGAUAGUCGGACGGACGGACAGACGGAUAGACGAACGGACGGACAGACUGACAUGGCAACAACGACCCGCUUGACGCUGAUCAAGAAUAUAAAUACUUUAUGGGGUCGACAACGUUUUCUUACAUACAACCACUUUUGUGCACGAAUACAAUCUAUCCUAUUUACUCUUCGAGUACCGGGUAUAAAAAAAAUAAUUGUGAAAACAAUUUUUGUUCAGCGUUUUAGCAGUUAAUGUGUUUCUGGUAGUUAUUGUUGUCAAUUUGUUACAGCACGCAAAGAAGUGUAUCAAGUGUUAUGUUAUAAACUUAUGUUGCCACUGAAACGAAUAUUUUUAUACAUAUGUACAUACAUACGUAUAUAUACAUACAUAUACAUAUACAAAGAUGAAGCAAUCAAGCAAACACACGACGCAUGAGCAAACACCCAGCAUGCAUAACCGUGAGAUAAUAUCGUCCAUUGUUCCUUCCAAAUACAAGGAGCCUUUCGCACUCGCAUAAAUUCCAGCUUGCUAUCAACAAAAACAAAAUUAUAUUUAUCAAAUGCUGCAAAUGUUUGUCAUAAAUUUACUAAAUGUUUUUUUCAGCUUGAGAAUCUAACCAAAACGAAACUCACAAUUAAGUUAAAUUUUCGAAUGCAAACACUCUACACAGUCCCACCCACAUACACAUACACACACACACACACACACACACGAAUGAUAUUUGUAAAUAUUUGGUAGAAUUUAAGAGCAUAAAUGAAGUGAAGGUCAAAAACAAAAAUUUAAACCAUUACAGUAAUACUAUUAAUUGUACGUGCUCUUGCGUUGGAAAAAAAACAGAACGAAACAAAAAGAAA
This is a messenger RNA of Drosophila subobscura, 6165 nucleotides long. RefSeq names its product anoctamin-8 (gene wwk). The transcript has 19 exons. The coding region runs from base 362 to 4504 and encodes 1380 amino acids. Gene Ontology annotation, molecular function: chloride channel activity. Gene Ontology annotation, biological process: chloride transmembrane transport. NCBI's taxonomy places the organism in Eukaryota, Metazoa, Arthropoda, Insecta, Diptera, Drosophilidae. The record is from RefSeq and is a predicted model, not a curated record. Gene Ontology annotation, cellular component: plasma membrane.